UCCAGAAAAUAAUAUGGCAGGGAAUGAUAAAAGACCCUUUGCGAAACCCGAAAGCUAUGGGGGUACAAAGAGUGAAGACUUCAACGAGUGGUUGAAAACCUUCAAUAGGGCAGCAAAAAUAAAUAAGUGGGAUGAGGAUGAUAAAAUCUUGUAUUUACCCCUCUACCUCAAGAAAACAGCAUUGGCAAUUUUCGACAUAUUUUCGGAUAAAAAUGAAAACGCGACAUUUCUUGAUGCAGUAGGCCACUUAAAAAGUAAACUUGUAGACCCUGUUCAUGAAGAGACAACCAGACAAAAACUCGAAAACAGAAACAAAUUACCAACAGAAACAUACACAGAAUACACAGCAGAUAUAAUAAAACUUUGUCACAUUCUUGAGCCUCAAAUGUCAGAGAAAAGAAUAGUAGGAUAUGUUUUGAGAGGCUUAGACGUAGGAGCAUUGCAACAUGUUGCUUUCAUGGACAAUGCAUCAGUUGAAGAUUUAGAGAAAAAUCUCGCCAAAUAUGAAAGAUCUCGCUUCCUUCUAGACAAAAAGUUAGGAAUGCAUAAUGCUUCAAUCCUGUCAGAUGACGAAGAAGACGAUUGCCAGUUCAAGCAGAAAGGCCUCUGCUUGAUUCCGAGGAAAAAGAUGUCGAACUCCGCCACCCAAGCCACUUGUCUCCACCUUCUAACAUCAGAAGCAGACGUAUCGGAGCUACGAGAAGUCUGCAAAUUUGAUUGUAAAGCAACUGACAAUCAAACCCUAAUCACUCGCCUACGAGAAGACACCUUCCUAUUCCACAACACCGGCAAAAAGACGACAAUUCGCUGUAAAAACUCAACAACUGAGGUCCCAAGCAACAGUCCAGGAACCCUAUCACUCCACAUCCCUUGCAACUGCGAACUUCAAGACGACAACGGCGACGUACUGAUAAGCACUCUUUAUCCUUGCGACUCCCGUUCCCAUCCUUCUCCAGCUAUUAAUAACUUAAUUCCUCACAUGUGGACAAAUUUAUCUAAAUUGAGCAUCCCAAUUUUUAAACAUGAGACUCUGCCUCAGUACUUAAACCUUUCGGAAAUCUUAAAUGAAAAUUGGCACUUGAAUUUUUCAAAAUUUGAAGAGCACAACUCAUUCUCAGAAGACAUUUUCCAUCAUGUUGAAAUGCCAAAUAACUUUGAUUUGUUAGGGGUGAACAAUAAACUGAUCAUUUAUAUUAUUAUUGUCUGGCAAACACUGAUAACUGUUAUAUUCUUGUAUUUAUGUCUUCAAAAUUAUAUUAAGAAGAAAGCAAAUCAACUGAGAGUCCCGAAACGUACUCCAAUUGUGGACUACCCACAGGAGCUUUAAGAAUAUAUUGUGUUUUAGUAAAGUAGUAUGUAAUGAAAUCAUUAAAAUAAUGGGUUAGGAUAUAGGAAACUAUGCAAAUAAUAAUUACUUAUUCACUAUUAUUGUAUCCAUUUACUCUUUUAUGCUAUCGAUUCAAAUAUUUUCCCAGAUUAGAAGAUAAACUAUUUCAAUUAUUAUUAUUAUUCUUAUUUUCAAGGUCCACAAUAUUAUUUUGCUUACUCGAAUACUAUUCGGACUUGAUGUUUAAUUUUUGCAUUAUGAUUCAAUUUUAUUACUUUCGUAGAUUUUGUAGGUUUAAUUUUAUUCAUCAAUAUAAUUGAAAUUUUUUCCAUUCAAUUCUUAUUCAGAUAUGAAUGUAUUGAAUUGUUGAUUUGAAGUUGAUUGAUGUGUUAGGCUAAGUUUGAUUUUUAUGAAUUAGUUCACUAUAAUGUAAUUUAUAUCACUUGCAUUUAGCUUAUGAAUUGGCACUCACAUAGAUUUAAG
Nilaparvata lugens (brown planthopper) is the source of this 1810-nucleotide messenger RNA. RefSeq lists its product as uncharacterized. The record is from RefSeq and is a predicted model, not a curated record. Bases 14 to 1327 code for a protein of 437 amino acids. The transcript has 2 exons. Lineage: Eukaryota; Metazoa; Arthropoda; Insecta; Hemiptera; Delphacidae.